Eubalaena glacialis (North Atlantic right whale) is the source of this 2065-nucleotide messenger RNA. RefSeq names its product dual specificity phosphatase 1 (gene DUSP1). The transcript is spliced from 4 exons. Lineage: Eukaryota; Metazoa; Chordata; Mammalia; Artiodactyla; Balaenidae. The record is from RefSeq and is a predicted model, not a curated record. Gene Ontology annotation, biological process: negative regulation of p38MAPK cascade; endoderm formation; protein dephosphorylation. Gene Ontology annotation, molecular function: protein tyrosine/threonine phosphatase activity; MAP kinase tyrosine/serine/threonine phosphatase activity. Bases 273 to 1376 code for a protein of 367 amino acids. Gene Ontology annotation, cellular component: cytoplasm; nucleus.
AUAUAAACGCGCUCCCGCGGGUUAGGCUUGCUGUGAAGGACGUCGGGACUGUAGGGAUUAGGCGGGCCGGCGGGACAGUCGGGAGAGCAGCAAGGAAACUGAGGCGGUCUAGAGUCCCGCACGACGAUCCCUCGCUCAGUCCAAAGGCAGUUUGGGGUUUGGCGCAAAGAAAACCAGGGUCGGGCUUUUCCUCGAAAGCCGUCGCCCUACUUUUGGCUUCCCAGGACAAAGAGCCCAGGAGGACUUGCACGCUGGGGGCGCUGGGGCCGGCCAUGGUCAUGGAAGUGGGCUCCCUGGACGCCGGAGGCCUGCGGACGCUGCUGCGGGACCGCGCGGCGCAGUGCUUGCUGUUGGACUGUCGUUCCUUCUUCGCUUUCAACGCCGGCCACAUCGUUGGCUCGGUCAACGUGCGCUUCAGCACCAUUGUGCGACGCCGGGCCAAGGGCGCCAUGGGCCUGGAGCACAUCGUGCCCAACGCCGAGCUGCGCGGCCGCCUUCUGGCCGGCGCCUACCACGCCGUGGUGCUGCUGGACGAGCGCAGCGCCGCCCUGGACUGCGCCAAGCGCGACGGCACCCUGGCUCUGGCCGCCGGAGCGCUCUGCCGCGAGGCGCGCGGCGCGCAAAUCUUCUUGCUCAAAGGAGGAUAUGAAGCUUUUUCUGCUUCCUGCCCGGAGCUGUGCAGCAAACAGUCGACCCCCAUGGGGCUCAGUCUUCCCCUGAGUACUAGCGUCCCCGACAGCGCCGAAUCCGGGUGCAGUUCCUGCAGCACCCCACUCUACGACCAGGGUGGCCCAGUGGAGAUCCUGCCUUUUUUGUACCUGGGCAGUGCCUAUCAUGCUUCUCGCAAGGACAUGCUGGAUGCCUUGGGCAUCACUGCCUUGAUCAACGUCUCAGCCAACUGUCCCAACCAUUUUGAGGGUCACUACCAGUACAAGAGCAUCCCUGUGGAGGACAACCACAAGGCGGACAUCAGCUCCUGGUUCAACGAGGCAAUUGACUUCAUAGAUUCCAUCAAGAACGCUGGUGGAAGGGUGUUUGUCCACUGCCAGGCGGGCAUUUCCCGAUCAGCCACCAUCUGCCUCGCUUACCUCAUGAGGACUAAUCGAGUCAAGCUGGAUGAGGCCUUUGAGUUUGUGAAGCAGAGGAGGAGCAUCAUCUCCCCCAACUUCAGCUUCAUGGGCCAGCUGCUGCAGUUUGAGUCCCAGGUCCUGGCCCCGCACUGCUCGGCAGAGGCGGGGAGUCCCGCCAUGGCUGUGCUCGACUGCGGCACUUCCACCACCACCGUCUUCAACUUCCCGGUCUCCAUCCCCGUCCACCCCACGAACAGUGCAUUGAGCUACCUUCAGAGCCCCAUUACAACUUCUCCCAGCUGCUGAAAGGCCACAGGAGGUGAUCUUCACAACCCACCAGGACUCCAGGCUCCUUCUUGAAAGGGGAAAUGCAGUAACUCCAGGGAAGGGGGCUUGUGAGGGCUGGUCCUUAUUUAUUUAAUUUCACCCGAGUUCCACUGGGUUCCUGAGUGGUCGUAGUGAUGACUUAGCGCCAAGACGUUUGCUGAACUCAGCAGGUUUCGGGACCAACAUACAGUGGGUACAUCAAGUCCCUCUGACAAAAUGGGGCAGAAGAGAGAGGACUCAGUGUGUGAGUCGAUUUCUUUUUGCUUGUCCCUGUUUUCUGAAGACACUUUCAUGCUUGACAUACCUACCAGUAUUACCAUUCCCGACGACACAUAUACAUAUGAGAAUAUACCUUAUUUUAUUUAUUUUUGUGUUGGUGGUCCACCUUCACAAAUGUCAGUGUCUACUCCUAGAAGAACCAAAUACCUCAAUUUUCUGUUGUGAGUACUGUAAUAUCCUGUAAAUAUAGCCUAAGCAGGUUUGUUUUCAGCACUGAUGGAAAGCACCAGUGUUGGUUUUGUUUUGUUUUGUUUUUAAGUUGCCAACAGUUGUAUGUUUGCUGAUUAUUUAUGACCUGAAAUAAUAUAUUUCUUCUUCUAAGAAGACAUUUUGUUACGUAAGGAUGACUUUUUUAUACAACAGAAUAAAUUAUGGCAUUUCUAUUGAAA